AUGAUCUGGCACCAAAUUCAGUCUGCCAUGAGAGAGAAGAGAGAUCAGUCUGCCAUGAGAGAGAAGAGAGAUCAGUCUGCCAUGAGAGAGAAGAGAGAUCAGUCUGCCAUGAGAGAGAAGAGAGAUCAGUCUGCCAUGAGAGAGAAGAGAGAUCAGUCUGCCAUGUGAGAGAAGAGAGAUAUUCACGCCAUAUCCCUUGACCUCGCCAAUGCAUUUGGCUCAGUUCCACACAAUCUCCUCUGGGCAGCGUUUGAUUUCGUCAAGGUUCCAGAGUCCAUCACAACCCUUGUCAAGGCAUACUUCCAAGACCUGAGACUCUUCAGCAUUCACCACCACAUGUCAGUGCCUGGAAAUUGGCAGAGUGGCAGGUUGCACCCUCUCUCCACUGGCUUUCACCACAGCUAUGGAGUUGAUAAUCAAAACAUCGAAGUGGGUAGAGUGAGCGAUUUGAAGUACGGAGUGCGUCUACCACACAUCUGGGCAUACAUAGAUGACAUGACAACCACGACCACAACUGCAGCAUGCACCAGGCGCCUGCUGGGAAUGCUGGGAAAACUUCAAGAUAACAUCAAGUGGGCCAGAAUGAAGAUAGAACCAUGCAAGUCAAGAAGCAUGUCCAUCACCAAAGGUAAACUGUCUGACAAAAGGUUUCUUCAUCGAUGAUGAGCCAAUACCAACAGAGCAGCCCAUCAAAACUCUUGGAAGUAUGGUAUGAUGCAAGCCGCAAGGACACAGACCAAGCCCAGGAGAAGAUGGUAUGAUGCAAGCCUCAAGGACACAGACCAAGCCCAGGUGUAGAUGGUAUGAUGCAAGCCGCAAGGACACAGACCAAGCCCAGGAGAAGAUGGUAUGAUGCAAGCCUCAAGGACACAGACCAAGCCCAGGUAUAGAUGGUAUGAUGCAAGCCGCAAGGACACAGACCAAGCCCAGGUGAAGAUGGUAUGAUGCAAGCCGCAAGGACACAGACCAAGCCCAGUUGAAGAUGGUAUGAUGCAAACCUCAAAGACACAGACCAAGCCCAGGUGCUAAGGCAGGAGACCAUCAGAGGCCUCAAGAGCAUUGACAGGUCCAUGCAUCCUGCCAAGCUGAAGCAUUUAAAAGCAAGUGAACAACCAUCAAUGCCUUGCCUCCCAGAACAUCUGACCCUACGCAACAAAAAGCAUUUGUCCACAGAGGAGAGCAAACACAGAGAAAUCUCUUUCCAAGGACAGAUGCUGGACAGCUGAAUGCGGCCCUAGACUGGAAAAUGCUGGCGGAUGUGGGCCAAUGCCUCACAGUUCCAUCUGAGAUACAACAGCUGCUAUCAACCUAAGACCAGACCUGGUACUGUGGUCUACUGUGGUCCAACUCUCUGCGCACUCUCUACUUCGUGGAGUUAACAGUGCCUUGGGAGGAUAAGGUGGACGAGACAACAGAAGAGGAAGAGGCUGAGCUUGCAGCGGAUACAGAGCAGGGAGGCUGGAAAGCAAGAGUUUGCCCAGUGGAGGUUGGGUGUUGUGUAUUUGUGGCAACAUCUACUACCAGGUUGCUGAAGGACCUUGGGAUCCACUGCCAAGCCUUAUGUCAAACCAUCAAUGCAACUUCAGAGGCUGCUGAAAGGGGUAGCCAGUGGCUCUGGCUGAAGAGAAAAUAA
Coregonus sp. 'balchen' is the source of this 1633-nucleotide messenger RNA. Lineage: Eukaryota; Metazoa; Chordata; Actinopteri; Salmoniformes; Salmonidae. The record is from the annotation of a GenBank genome assembly.